Messenger RNA from Cottoperca gobio, 11040 nucleotides. RefSeq lists its product as uncharacterized. Bases 1414 to 6450 code for a protein of 1678 amino acids. Lineage: Eukaryota; Metazoa; Chordata; Actinopteri; Perciformes; Bovichtidae. The record is from RefSeq and is a predicted model, not a curated record. The transcript is spliced from 5 exons.
GAGAGAGAGAGAGAGAGAGAGAGAGAGAGAGAGAGAGAGAUAGAUAGAUAGAUAGAUAGAUAGAUAGAUAGAUAGAUAGAUAGAUAGAUAGAUAGAUAGAUAGAUAGAUAGAUAGAUAGAUAGAUUCUAGAAGGGAAUGAGAGAAUGGGGGAGAGAGAAAUAUAUCAAUGAUGAGUGAGAAAUGAGAAAGAGAGAGAUGAGAUGAGAUGGAGGAAGAGAGAAAAAAGAAGCAGCUGGAGAGGAGAAGUUGGUCUCUUUGCAGCUCCAAAGCUCUUAAAGCCCCAAAGCUGUGUGGAGUGUAAAUGGGAGAAGAGAGAGAGAUAGAAAGAUAGAUAGGGGAAGAGAAGGAGAGAGUGAGCGGUAGAGGCAGGCUGAAUUAAGGAGAAGAAAAGGGAGAGAGAAUGAAAAGGAGAGGAGGAGGAUGGUUUGCGUUGGUGUGUUGGUUGGCAGAGAGAGCGCUUGUCAGAAAAACCUUCCUCUGACAGAAGGCAUGAUUCACAGCAGAGAGAGAGGGAGAGGGGAGAGAAAGAGGGGGAGAGAGAGUGAGACGAGCAUCAGAAUAAGCAAAAAACAGCAGAGAUAAAGAGAGAGAGAGAGAAACGUCAGGGGCAGAGAUGCCGGUAAGAAAAACAAAUGAGGAUGCUGAUUUGAGGCAGAAUGACAAGACAUUAACAGGAUGGGACUGAGAUCGACGGACUGGAUUGACUGAUGCCUUUUAAUGACUGUGACCAUGUUGAUAAGACAGACCAUGGUAAUCAACACACACAGUCGGAAUGAAAGGUGAAGCUUUGACUGGAUUCAACCCUCCAUCUACUGUGCUCGGCCUUUCUGUCGCUUUGUGUCUGACUGACUAACGCUCCACUGGAUAAAGAUUUAAUUGGCUCUAAACAGACAGCCAGAACUAUAAACAACCAGAAUAAACACAAAUACAGACAUGCUGGAAAGAGAGUUGGAGAGAAGAUGAGCUAAGGACAGUAACCCUGUGGACAUAAAAACUGCACAUAUUUUAUUUUCAUGUUUUUCUUUCAAAUCCGUUUGGGAUAUUUCAUUUGGCGAUUUUAUCUUGUUUACAUUGUUUUUAUGUGAUGGAUCUUUUGAGAAGCGGAUUUUUUUUGCAGCAGUGCCAUACUUUGAUCAUAAGAAUGUCCUGACAUGUCAAUGUCAUUUCAAUGGAAGGAAUAUGCUUCAGUUUUUUAUCAUAAAUGAAAAAGCAAAAAAUUGGAAAUUGAAAUUUCUUCAUUUUCUUUAUUUUGGCCCUCUCAAAGCCAACAGCCAUGCAUCCUGCACAUUCAGAUUUUUUUUUUGCAAGUAACAUUUUUCAGUAUUAGUAAAAUUAACAAUUUCACAAUUCACUCUUCAAACUACAAACGUGCCUCCCACCAACCCCUCCCACCAUCAGCCAUCCGACCAAUCAUGGGCAAGCCUCUUAGCCGUCCUGGGUGUUUCAGGAAGAGCUCCUGCUGCCUUGAGAAACAUGGAGCUGGGGAUGGGGGAGUGGGAGGGCGAGCCGCAACAGUUGAAGGGGGAUACGGAGACGGCUACAUACCCCAACGAUCCAUCUACGAUACCAUGUGUAUCAAUCAACAGAUUGACAGCCAUCACCAUCACUCUGGAGGGUCCGUAAGGCGAGAUGUUGGAAGUGAGGGGAGUUUUAGCUAUUCUGCAAGCGGUUCCCUGAGGGUUAACAGGUCUCCUGCUGACAUGUUCGAUCCGCAGCCCCGCUCUCUAACUCCAAACCCCUCGUUUGUUCGCCGACUGGAUGAAAGAGCCAUCUAUGAUUCAUUGAAGCUUGGGGGUCAGGAUGUUGAUGGUGGUGGCUGCCAUUCGCCAGGAUGUUUCACCCGAUCAGUUUCUCCCUCCAUGUCGUCAUUCUCAGUGCCGGGAGUGUCGUCCUCCUCAUCUAAAAAACAUCACCAUCACCCCCACCAUCACCAUGGAGACAGUACAAAGAGCAGAGAUGGCCGACAUUCCUGGAAAGUCUUGACGCCUCCAAAACACCUGGAGUGUCUGGAGCUUACUACAACUGAAAUGAUGGACAGAGGAGGGGGGUACCUAAACCCAGGGCACUACCCUCCCCCUGGGGGCCAGUCCUCCUCUCUUACCUCCCCCCUCAUUUCCCCCUUCUCCGGCUCACCUCUCUCCUCCGGUUACCAUACUCCGGUAUUUUUCUCCCCUGCCAAACCUCGCCCCAGUCAGUCCCAGAGUUUGCGAUGUUCCCCUCCCCAUGCCAUCCAGCCAAGGCAUUACUCCCAAACCCAGAGCCUCAGGCUGUCGCCACCCCUCGAGCUUAGACGAUCCCCCUACCGUGCCCCGCUGGUGCAACUGUCUGCUCAUGACCUUGAGCAGGACAUGAGGGAUCGUGGAGGAGGGUGGGGCCGGAGUGAACGAGAAAGGGAGUGGGAGAGGGAGAGAGAAAGGGAGAUGGAGCGAGGAUGGGCCCAGCGAGAGUGGGAAAGAGAGAGGGAGAGGGGGAGGCUGGAGAGAGAGAGGGCAAGAGAAAGGGAGAGGAGGGAAACAUCAACUUUUGGGACCUUCGGGUAUGGUCGACCAGUUCCCCUGCGUACAGACAGAGACUCUGUCUUUUUGGAGCCCGACCAAGUUUUAGACACAACACCCCUGUUGCUCCCUCAGCCCUCACCUUCACCCUCCCCCAGUGCUGCCCCCAGAAUGGGCACUGGCGCUGUGGGUAGGAAUCGAGCAGGGUCAAAGGUUGGCUCUGAAAAUGUAGGUGGAGGUAUGGGUUCAAAGUUUGACAAUGGGAGUGUAGGUUUAGUGUUAGUUGACAGCAAAUCUGGAUGUGGGCCGAGGUUAGUAAGUGAAGUUGGAGUUGGAAACAUGUCAGAGGCUGAAAUCAGGGCUGCAAUACAAGAACACCAUAGAGCUGAAAGUUGGAACAAAUAUGACAAUGGAUCCAGGGCUAGCAUAAAAAAUGGGUCUGAAACAAGAAUGGGCUCCCAGGUGACAACACGACCAGGGGGACGGGAUUUGGAAGGAAAUGUGCAGUCUGGGGUGGGGAUAGAAAAUAUAGCUCCAACUGUGAACAAGGAGGGAUACAGGGGAGGGACAAGGAGUGGAGAAACAACUGUAAGGGGUGUGGCUAAACAUGAACCUAUUGCUGAGGCUAUAUCUUUAUCUGUGAUUGACAUUAAGAACAGGAUUGAGCCUGGAGAUAAAGUUGAUCUUCGACCUGGACAUGGUAUGGGGAUGACACCAGAGAUUGAGGCAAGGGUUGAGGCUAAAGCUAGUUUAAGUCAGGUGGAGAACAGGACUGGAACAGAAGCUGGAGGUGUAACUAAAGUUAACAAUGAGGUUGGUUCGCCAGCAGAGUUCAAAGUAGAAGGUAAAGUUGAAACAGAAGUUAAGAUUUCUCCUACAUCUAAGCCUGAGGUAGUACCAGAGACUGGGGUUAGUAAUGAGACAGGGACUAAAAGUAACACUGAUACUGGGGUUGUCAGUAAAACCCAAAGCAGCAACAAGACUACAGAUAAAGCUCAGAUAAGUGUUGUGGCUAGGGAUAAAACUGAUAUUGCCCCUGCAGAUCAGGCUGAGAAAAAGCCUUUGGACAUUAAUAAAAUUGAAUCUAGCCAUGUAGAGAAAGGUUCCAGGUCCCACAAGUCCAAAUCAUCCAAGUCCAGCUCUAGGACUCGACCUGGCACGGCCACAGGGCUCCGUCCAGGCCUUGUCAGCCCUCGCCUAAGCAGAGGAUUUGAAGACCUUGAGUCAACAGGCCCUACUGAGGGCAUCGAGUCCACCUGGCCUCGCCGAAUCAUUGUCAGAAAGAGGACUGUUCGGCAGGGUGGGGCACUCCACAACCUCCCUAUUCUCCCCCCACUCCCGGCUGUCCUGUCAGCAUUGGAGAAGAGGCGCCCGCAUAUUCACCUCCACCCAUGUCCAGGCCACUUUUCAGAGAAUCCGCUAACAACCAUUAUGAAUGCCACAAGUAUUGUUGGACGAUGUUCCCUUAAAGAGCCCUCCCAUCCAGAACCAGGACAGGGGGGCAGUUUGGUGGGUAGAGCUUCCUUGAAGGAGCAGAACUUGGAGCACUGGAGGGUCUGCAAAGAGCAGGAAGAACCCAAGAGAUCCAAGAGCAAGGAGAAACAAGGAGAGCUGAGUAAGGAAAAGACUGAGAUAGAGGAGAGGAAGGGGAAAGAAGAGAAGCGAGACAAGGAGAGGAGAGAAGAGAAAGACAAAAAGGAGGAGAAAGAGAGGACUAUUGUCAGUGAGGGGCUGUCGGAUAAAACCAGGAAACGAGAGAAGUCAGAGAGAAGGGUUGAAGGGAAAGUGCAAGAAGAUGGAAACAUAAAGGAACAUGUGAAAAAGGAAAGGGAUGUAGAAUUAAUUUGUGAAAUGGUGCAGGAAAGAGGAAUGAAGAUUAAGGAUGGAAUACAAGAGCGAAGCGACGAGUUGAAGCAGUUUGUGGCUAAAUCAAAGAAAGAAGAAAUUGAUGUGGCAGGCAGAGAAGGAGAAGGAGGUACAUUUGGAGAUGAAGGGGGAAUAGAGAGUUGGGACACUGUCCUUGACAUGGUCAACACAUUGUGGGAGGAUGGCUGGGAGAAAGGGGGAGCGGGUGGAGGUGGUGAUACAGAUUCCUUUUCUGGCUCCCUUCAGCGGUGGCCUCUUCUUCGGCCCCCAAUUGGCUUUGGGGGCUCCCACCCCCCCUCCUCUGCAGCCUCGGAGCUCAGCCUCACAGAGUUGGAAAGGAGAGCCAGGGAGUUGGACUCUGACCUGGAACACCUAGACCUGUCCCAACCACAAAGGCACACGCAGGAUUUAUACCAAACAUUGCUGGAGCCACAGAGAGAACGAGCUGACAUGUACCAAACACACCCUGGGCCGCAGAGAGAGAAAGCUGCUCUCUUGACAGGAGUGGGGAGCAGAUCCCAGGUCAGUUUGGAGCUCAGUGCUAUGGCCUCACCAGCUCCAGACACAGACAGACCUUCUGUUGACUGGUCGACCAAAUCUGCUGGGACUUCCACUGUUGGUACAAGCUCCAUUAAGGAGGACAGCUCUCCAGACUCCAACCUUACGCUGGAGUCCGACUCCAGUGGCGUCUUCCUCUCCUUAUCCAAUCAAAGCCAGGAGGAGGCCGGCUCUGACAGCGACCAGCCAAUCAGUGGCUCUGACCUAGGCAGCAGCAGCACGUCACUGGAGAAAGACGGGGAGGAAGGAGGGUCAAAGGAAUGGGGGAGGGAGGAGAGUGCAGAGCUACUGUGGUGCUACCCUACACUUUUCAAUAACUCCUUGCAAGAAGACAUAGAAGGAGAUAGUGGAAAAGAAGAAGCAGGGCAUGGAAAGAUUGGGAGAUAUGAAGAGAGAGGGAAAGAUGAGAAUGUAAGAAGGGUUGGUAAGAUAGGCACGGUUUCAAUCAUUAAAAACCCACUCAACUAUACAGACAUUGAGGAGUCCACGGCUUUAACUGCCCCACAAAGUGAAGCUAUACCACCCAGGAAAAAAGUGACCCUCAUGGGAAGUGACUUCCCUCUUCCUCUGUCUCCCUCAAAACAACCAUUCAAACACCUUCUAGAUCCAAAUCAGAAGCAAUUAAGAAGCUCAGGACUGGACUGUGGUGACUUAGAUCCCUUUGUUCAGUCGGACAGCUUUGUUUACCUUGCUGUGUCUGCAAGACCUGCAUCCCAGGGUGACGUCACUACAAUGACAGAAGUUCCCACCCAUGGUAUAAAACACGUCAGUGUACAGCAACAUUCGGACAUGAAAACACACUUUGAUCAGUCAAAUACAGAAUGGAAGCCAACUCAUCUUAUCCCACAAAAACCAGAGGAAGGAGACUUUCUGUGUACUGACAGCUUUGUCUACCUGGCUGCUCCAGCCUGUCACCUACUGGGCCCUGCAGGAACCGCACCGUACAGCGGCAGGGAGUCAGACUCAGAGAGUUCAGGAUCUGGCCCUGUUGAUAUUUCAGUACUGGGUUGUGGCUCGGUGGCAGGAGACAGUGACUGGGAUUCAGACCUGUCCGACUCCGAUCCCAGUCACUCCUCCAAAAUCUCUUCUGCUGGUAACAAAUCUGGUGGUGUAGCACGGUCCAAGCGGCUGCCAGCUGAACCGCGCUGGGACUUGUUUAGCGAUACCACCGAACAUGAAGUGCUGAGUGAGCUCUUCGCGGAACAGGACAAAAACAACACUGGCAUAGCAAGGAAAGUUACCGGGGUAACCACCAGCCUGGCAGAUGCAUCAGCUAUUCCCAUGGCAACUCAGCAUGUCACUACACCAGUGAAACGGGCAGCAACAGUAGAGCAGUCGUCAACAACAAAGGUGACUUGGCAGUUUAGACCAGCCCAGAGGUCAGUCUGCACAGGAAGCAGAAAGGAGAAAGAGAAGGAAGUGACAUCAUCACCAUUGGUAAGGUUCACAGAACUGAGAGGGGGCGACACCCACAGACCCUCCCCUUCAUCGUCUUCAUCAUCGUCACCCUCUUCAUCGUCUUCUGGUUGAUUUGUAAAGGAAAUUAAUUUUGUGCAACCAUUUGGGAGGGUGUGUGUUGCCAAAAGGUAGACAAUAUCUUCUAUUUGAUCUGUAGAGACUGAUAGGCUGAAGGAACUACAGAUUAUUUGCUUGAAUUUUGCAUCUAGCUGCUGCCAUUGCCUUCUGAUGACCUACUAAAGGCUGCAUAAAAGACUAGUUAAUUGUUGCAUUUACACAAUAUCAGUAUAAUCCAUUUAAGUUUAAAAUGAUGUGAGACUCAGGCUGAACAGAAACCUUCAGGUUGGGAGUAUGUGGAAAUAUGGUCACUGAUAGAACACUAAUGGGUAAUCAACAGUCACAUUUUGAAAAACAGGGUUGAUUUAGUAGUUACAUGUUUACAUUACUCUCUAUCUAAAUAAGAAGCAAGAAUAGUUCUAUGGGUUUUUUAUGCUAUUGAAUGUACUGUACAGGAUAAACACAACUACAAUGAAAAUCCACCAUAAUACAUAUUUCACAUAUGAGGCAUUCUCAAUGAUUUGGCUUGGUUACCUGUAUUUAAACUUUAUUUCAAUGUUUGAAUUCAGUUACAAUAACACAUACAAAUGGUUACAGAUGGAGAAAAAAAUGUCUGUCAAACUCCACCGUUGUGUUAACCUUUUACAAAGAUCAAACAAUGUAAAUGUGUCUCAGGCCUUAUAUCAAAUUACACCUCCUUGCCCAUGUAAUGCCUCACUUUAACACCUGCUCAUACUACUUCAUAUAUAUAUACUGUAUACUUUAAAAACUGAAAGAGGUCCAACUAUACAGUGUACAAUGUAUUUUAUAAUCACAUCCAGCUUUACAGUGUAUUUAACAGUGUGUCAAUAAUAUAUUUUGAAAGACAAUUAUAGAGUGAAAUAUAGAAUAUAAAAUAUCUAUACAGUAUAUGAUGAAUGUGCAACAUGAAAAAAUAAUGGAAGGAUUUAGUAAUAACAUUUAAUUUAAAUGUUUUAUUUAUCAAUUAGAUUUGAAAUUGUGAAUGUAAUAAUUGAGCAAUAUGCUUAUAGAUUGAUGCUAUACUAUAUGUUUCGUAUGUGGAAAGUGUUGCCUGAGUGAUGUGCAUAAUAAUGGCUGAGUUUCAUUUUAUUUAUAGGCCUACCGCCAAAUACUAAUUGUAAAUGCAGUCUUUUAGAGGUUCCAAGUGUAACUUUUUUAAACAUCAACUUAUCAUCAGGUAUCUUGGUAUACUUGCCAUAAACAAUGAGACCAUGGUUGAGAUGAUUGACAGCCUUUGUCUCACACCAGUUGUAUUUUUAGUGCUAGUGACUUCAUCUUCCAUAAUGCUCUUUGCUUCCUGUCUCUCCUCACCUCUUUGGCUUUAGUGAAGAGGAUAAACAUGUUGGAGAUGAUAUUUUUUACCAUUUGCCUUUCAUUCACAUCCACCAUUCGUCACAGUGAAAACAUUUGAAAGUGUUAGCUCUGUUUUCGCUGAAAGUGAAGCAAUCCAGAAGAUUAUCCUUCAAAUCCAUGUUGGUGGCACACAAUGUAAAAUGCAGUGUGGAGACUGGUAGAGCUGCCAAUCAUCCCAGCGGUGGUUAAGUUGUUAAGUAAGUAUACUAAUGUCACUGUGGUAAUCAUUUACUGAUGUUAAAGGGUAACUUGUGUAUUUUUAAACCUGGACCCUAUUUUCCAAUGUUUUUGUGUCCAAGUUACUAAUGGGGACAGCAAUUUUUUAAAUAAGUCCAGUAUAGAGUGAGAGCGCUGCAAUGUAAUCGUUUGUGGUAAUUGUGCACAAUAAUACAAAGUUUUUCUUUACCGUUUUCUGGAUAUGGUCUGUUUGUUAUUAUGUCUAACCAGGUCUCGCUCAACGAGGAGUCUUGUUCUAAAAUCUCACGAAAGGCGACUUGUUGCCUGAAGACAAUGGUUCCCUGAAGAGUUUGUUCUGUCGGAGUACAGAGGGCAUAGCUUAGUGUUAUCUAAAAUAAUUUCAAUGUCAUGGUUGAAUAUUUAGCUGAUUUUGACUAUGUGUAUGAGGCCUAACCCUUUUGCGAGAUUCAAAACGAGACUUCUUCAACAGUCUUGAUCCAGCAAAAGCUAAAGAAAAGCGUUUCUCUGUAGGGUCCUUUCGAUAAUGUUGUCAGUUACUUAUGAUAAAAACAUGAGCCUGUCAGUGGCAAAAACAAGCACUUCUGUUGUGAACAUACAUUAAAGCUGGGCAAUUACCCAGGAUUACAUUGCAGCCCAUUGUGCGGCUGCCAGCUGCAGUGCUCAUGUUAAGCUAAGUGUUGAUACUGGACACUUUACUUUACUUACUUAUCUUAGACCUGAUUAAAUUAACUUGAAAAAUACAGAACUUCCCAGAGCACAGUGCUAUCAGAUAUGUUAUCCUAUUAUAAAUGUGACAAAGGGAAAGUGGCAGGUUGACAAAUUAUUGUCAGUUAAACAAUAAUAAUUCUUCUUGCAAUGUGAUGUGGUUAUGAAAGACUAUGUGGUAAGUUAUGACCUGGUACAAAUUGCUUCUUAAGCAGGUGUAGUCAUGCUAUUUUAAAUAUGCUCUUAAAUUUCAAAUUGGUCAGUGAGAGGUAACUGUUUGGAUUAUGACAAAUUCCGAGUCAAGUAAAUGUGUCUUAGUGUGUGUUUAUUGUUGAGUGAAAGUGAUGGCACUAUAAUUUGUGUGAAUCUAUUGUGGGGAUGCUACAGCCAUAUUUCUUGAUUGCGAAUGAUGGGGUAAAAUGGGUGGGGUAUUCUUUUUCAGUUUUUUACGCAAAAUGAGAACUGUUGCCUUGUGCAGCUUUAACUGCCAUUAUGAACAUUGAAAUGCUCCCCCAGUCCUUAUUCUUAAUGAUGAUACUCUGUGUAAACCAUUUGGUAGAGCCGUAAAUGCAUCCAUCUGGUUUAGUGAUAGAUUUAUUAAUAUUUAUUAUUUAAUAUCAUCUGCUGAUUUCGAGCACAGAUUUACAAGCACAUCCAUGGAUGAAUAAUGUGCUUCAUUAGCAUGCAUCCGUAUUUUUAAAGCUAGGAAGUGAAUGUUAACCAGUACUGAGCUAAUGACUGACGAAGGUUUAAAAUGACCACAGUCUCUGACUACUUGUAACAUGUCAAAAUGCAUUAAAUAUACAUUAUUAGAUAUUGUUAUAACACCCAAUAGCACCCCAAAUUCCUGUUGAAAGUCAGCAGUUUCAAAAUCUAAAAAGUGAGCUGUGAGGACAUUUUGGCAUGUCCGGAUGUCUGUUAGAGGGUCCCCGGGGCACACAUUUGCCCCUAUUAAGCUCCCAUUACAGGAGAAACCAAACAGUAACCCUGUGCUUUUUAUUAUUUCCAGUUUGUUUCAUGUAUAUCAGUUUGGUGUAAUUUAAUUAAACACAUUUAUGCAGGAAGAUGUACCAAUACCAGAUGUACACAAUAGGAUGUUGUUAGCCUUCGCCAAAUCCAUUACAACUUGUAAGUCACUUGAGACUGAAUCAUUACUCACUGAAAAAGUAAUUGCAAUACCUUUCUAGUUACUGAGCACCAAAAGUUAAAUGUUACAUUACUCAUCAAUGAAGUUAACGUCCACCAACAAGCAGAAAUUGACACACCAUCCCAGACACUCCAAAACCGAUGCUAGAGGGUACCUAGAGCUUCAUAGUGUGAAGCGUAGGGCCUUUUAUGCUUUUAUUGGCGAGUUGGUUGUGAGGAUCUAUUCGUCCCUCAGACCCACAGACUAUCAUCUUCACCAAAGCUAAUGUCGCUAGUUUUAAAAGGCCUCUCUCCUCCACCUACAUUGCCAUUAGUUGAUCACAUACAGUGAACCUGAGUGCAAUAUUAAAAUCAAGGAGUGUAUCUUGUAGAAACAUGACAGAAUUAGCUCUUAUUUGAAAGUAGUAAGUCUCUGUCUCACGUGUCAUGAUAAACAUGAUUUUCACUGAUGAAAUCUCAUAUCUCCUACUUUUUAUUCUAUAUGAAAGAUUGCAUUGGAACAUGGUUUUGUAGAGCCAGUUUCUUCCCUGCAGCUCAACAUUGGGGCUCCAGGCAGUUUCUUGAUGGUUCUCUGCCAGCUCUGGCAUCUUGAUCAGCUGUGCUGUUUAUCUGAAGCUGACUGCUUCUUGUUGUAGAAAUGGUGAAGCACAUUUAUUAAACUACUGAGAUCUCAUUCUAAAAAAGCCGUUUACAUUAAAUGUAACCUGUAUAACCUGUCUCUAUUACGCUGGCACUACGCUGUGUAGCACUUGGAAACCUGGUUUCUAUUGGAAUUUUCUAACCCUACUGCUUUAUAUGUCUGAUGGAAGGAAUGUUUGUCUUUAGCUCACAAACUGGACCAAAAGAGAGAAUGAGCCAGUUAUGUACAAUUUCUUAUCAAUAAAAUAAUAUUUGAUUUCCGCUUGUAUUAAACUGUGGCAAAGCAUCUAGUUUCACUGUGAUAUAUUAAGGAUAAUUACUUUACUGACUUGUAAAAGUCAGUAAUAUCAGGCCAUACGUGUAAUACUUUGCUGUUCAUGUAAGCGCUGAUCACUGUUAAACUUUAGUGGUGAUUAAGAACUAAGACCUGAGAGGACUUUUUAGUAUAUAAAGAUAAUUUAUGUGAAAUCUUAUUGUUUGCCAUAUUCCCAAGCCUUGUUGAAAUGCAUUAAUGUACAAAUAAAGACUAAACUUGAUGUUGAA